Messenger RNA from Aedes albopictus (Asian tiger mosquito), 3657 nucleotides. Its product is annotated as RNA exonuclease 1 homolog. Gene Ontology annotation, molecular function: exonuclease activity; metal ion binding; nucleic acid binding. The coding region runs from base 205 to 3357 and encodes 1050 amino acids. Gene Ontology annotation, cellular component: nucleus. Lineage: Eukaryota; Metazoa; Arthropoda; Insecta; Diptera; Culicidae. The record is from RefSeq and is a predicted model, not a curated record. The transcript is spliced from 8 exons.
AAAACAUCUGUCAUCCUCGUUCAGUUAAUGUGUCAAAACUUGUAGCGGAUGAUGAUUUUCGCUAGCUUUACUGCAAAAAUAAUGUUUAAUUUUCGGUUUUAUUGUAAUAUUUAGCCCAAGUAGAUAAUUUAUUGAGUCUGGUAAUUGUAUACGGUAGCGAAGCAAGUAGAACAAGUGCAAAAACAAGUAACCGUAACAGCAGAAAUGCUCCCAGCGACGGGGCUGUUCCGCUCCAUAAAUUGCCCUUUCUUCGAGAAAGACUUGUGUACUCGGCCAUUCUGCCACUUUCGGCACUUGAAACCAGAAGCACCACCGAAAGCCACCUACAGUGCAACCCCGAAAAAUCUGCUGAACCAGAAUAAUGCCGGAUCGGAGUCAGCCAAUCAGGAUGGUCCGGUUAAGAAGAAACCCAAGCUGGAGUACAUCCCAAUGCCGACCAUUCUGGCGGCCAAAUAUGUUCCGAGCGCGAAAGCCGCCACGCCCACCACCAACAAUCAGAACAAGAUCGAUGAACCGGAAAUUGACAAUAAAGCGGAAGAAGCGCCCCCCGUGGAUGACCAAAUGACGACGGUGGACGUUCCCACCGAGGACAUCGUUGAACAGAAAAAUGAUGUUCCAACAAAGGAACUAACAAACGGACAGAAUGGUAAGGAGCAAAACCAUGACGACGAUGAAGGGCCAGUAACUGCCAAAGAGAACAAGGUCAAACCGAAGGAUUUGGAAGCACCUGAGGUUUCUGACGUGGAGAUUAAAGCCGGUAAGCGGAAGGAUGCGGAGAAGUCUAAUUCUUAUCAUUCAACCCACCGUAAAGUUAGUCAAGAAAGUGAUAAGCAUCGGAAGAGCAGUAGAGAUGAAAAAGAUCACCGAAAAGAGAAAAGUCACCGGAAGGAAUCCGAUCGCAAAUCGAGUUCUUCGAGCACCAGUGAACGGAAGCACUCGAGUUCGUCGUCAUCGCACAGAUCAGACGAUAAACAUCGAUCCAGAUCUGACAAGGAGAAAGAGCGCGACAAAGAACGUUCAAAAUCUAAGCACAAAGAUAGCUCUAGGGAUAAGGAAAGACGACCAGAAAAGGAGAAAGAGCGGACAAAAUCAUCGGAUAAAGACAGGGAAAAAGAUAGAAAGAAGUCAUCCGAAAAGGAUCGACCUAGAUCAUCACACAGUUCUAGUAAAAGUUCAUCUAAAUCUAGCAGUACGGGUAGCAAAUCUUCAUCUUCAUCAUCGAACAGUAGAAAUAAGACUUCGCAAGCUGCCUCCUCUUCGUCAUCAUCAUCAUCAUCCAAACCAAAAGUCGAACUGGCCGAUGAAAUAUACCGCGACCUGCUGGACAACCCCCCGAGCGAUAUCGAUAUCGAUAGCGACGAAGACGAAGUCAUGCGUCAGUGUCGGAUGAUUUUCGAGGAAUACGAAGAUGAACCGCCGGCUCCGGCACCGACUCCGCCGCCGGUGUCAAAAGUAGCCAGGAAGAAGCCCGAUCCCAAAGGCGGUGACGUCGAGCUGAUUGAUAUGUUUGCGGAGAAGUUCUACGACGAGAACCGGAAGAAGCGAGUGGCACAUGAAAGUAGUAGUUCAAACGCGAGGCCAACCGCCAAUGCUGCGCAACCAGCUCCGGCAAAGAGGACCAACUACGUGCAGGAAGCUAUGCGGUCGGUGUAUCAUCGUCAAGAGAUUGUUCGAAAGCAACAAGAAGAAUUAGCAGCUAAACAGCGAAUUGAGGAAGAAAAUAAGAAACGUAUCGAAGAAGACACCCGAAAAGCAAUGAACAAGCCCGUAACACCAAGACUAAGCAAUGGAUCGCCACGAUCGCCGGUUUUGAGUCCAACUCCUGUGACGACCCCUCCAACGACCGAUAAAUCUCCAGUGUCGCCCAUCAGCACAACCAGCUUUUACAGCAAAUCACCGGACUCUCUAGUAACAACCACGCCUAGAAGUCGUUUCACACCAGCCGUCAACGUACUAGCCUUCCAAAAAGCGAAAGAAAAAAUUGAACAAUUGCGAAAGAUGAAAGCAAUCGGAACUCCUGCCCAAACUGCUCCCAAAGGUAGAGGCCGGGUGGCUCACACUGUUUCUGCGCCAACAGUUCCGGCAGCUUCCACUUCCGCUGAGGUACCCGCUACGCCGCAACCUCCUCCGCCGCCGGCGAAAUCCGCUCCACCGGUGUUGGAAGCCGACUCGACCAAAAUUUCCUUCAACAUUCGGAUGCAGUUUUACAAUCUGAUGAUCAAGCACUGUUUGAACAUCUACACUGACUGUGAUGAUGCGUACGAUCGCGCACAAACCGAGGAGCUGGCCGUGAUGAAAAAAUGCAGCACGCCGAUGAUCUACAAGAGCAGCGCUCUGCUGACGAUCAACAAACUGCGCAAGGAGGCUGUGGAUUCGGGCAGUGAAACGACGGAAAAGAAUAAAACCAUAUCUCACGAUGUCAUCCUUGCUGGUAAAAUGGCUCAAAACAUUUCAUGGAGUGUGAAUAAAAAACUCAAAACCGAAGUAAAAUCCGCCUACACAAUUGACAAUGCUCCAUCUACGGUAGCGUACAAAAUGAUUUACGAGUGCAUCUUGACGGAAGAGCAAUUGCAAGCCAACGGAUUCCCCCGGCCCACAGAUACCCCAGGAAAGGCGAAAAUCUACACCGCGAAGCCCUCGCGACCUCCGAACGAAGAGGAACGCUACUGUUCAAGGUGUUCGAAGGUAUUCAAUCUGGAAACGUACGAAGAACCGGCUGUGGAUUCGUGCAACUAUCACGCCAAAAGUACAUGUUACCGCAGGGGCUUUGCCGACAACCUGCACAGCUGCUGUCAACAACCGGCCGGAACGGCAGGAUGCAUGUAUGCCAACUACCACGUGAGCAGCUACGUCGACUACGUCCCGUCGAAGAAGGACAUCUUUGCGCUGGAUUGCGAGAUGUGCUACACCACGGGCGGACUGGAACUCACUCGCGUUACUGUUGUGGACAUCAACGAGAAAACAGUUUACGACUCGCUAGUGAAACCCACGAACAAAGUGAUUGACUAUAACACCAGGUUUUCCGGAAUAACGGAGCAGAUGUUGAAGAACACUACGACCACCCUGCACAACGUUCAGGCCGUUCUGCUGUCGAUGUUCAACUCCGAAACGAUUCUCGUCGGGCACAGUCUGGAAAGUGACUUCAAGGCGCUCAAAUUGAUCCACGACGUCGUGGUGGACACGUCCGUUCUCUAUCCGCACAAAAUGGGACCACCGAAGAAGCGAGCUUUGAAAACGCUCUGCAUUGAGAAUCUUAAGAAAAUCAUUCAAGAAAAUGACAGUGGGCACGACAGUGCGGAAGACUCGGUCGUUUGCAUCCAGUUGAUCAAGCAUUAUCUUAGAAACCGCAUCAUAUGAUUAUUACCGUACAACUCGUUGUGUAAACAAUCCGUGCUAGAAUAUGUCCCUCCGUGGACGCUGUUAUCAUCAGGAUCUUAUUUAUUUCACAUCAUGUUAUUGCUAAGUCGCCCUCCAUAUUGCACUAUGGAAAUGGUUAUACUCAGUAUGCUAAAAUCGGUUCUAAGUUAAACAGUUUCGGAUACGUUGAGCAAUAAGCAAUAAUGAAGGAAAUCCGAUCAAAAUCCAACACAGCAUUACUUUUUUUUCUAUUAAUAGAAAACUAUUUAAUAAAAACAAAACUUAACUUAAACAUUUUUA